GAUUUAUUCCCCAGCCAAGAUGGCGCUGCGCUUGACAUCUUCUGGUGUGCUAAGGAAUUGGUUUGAGUUAAGGGUCAAUAAUGCGAUGAGUUUUGUCACAACAGCGUUCCUCUGUCGACGGCGUCCUCCUUUGGGUCCAAUGCCGAAUGACGAUAUUGAUGUUCAAAACAUAGACACGAUAGAGAAAUAUCGCAGCUACAAUCGCUACUUCAGUCGAGCUGAAGAGGCCAAGAACAAGCCGGUCUGGUGGAAGACCUACCGAGCGUAUGUGGAGAAAGAGGAUCCCGAACACGGUGCCACGCGGGUGAACAUCGGCCUACCUGGUGAUCGACCCUCCAGAAGCAUUCAACUGAAGGAGAGGAGGCAGAGGGUGAAGGAGAACAAGAAAAAUGUCCAACUGGAGAGGGCGUGUCGUCUACGCACGUUCAAGAUAUCUCUGGAUGAAGUGCAGCAAAUGUGGGAGAAGAGCAGUGGUCCCUUUCAUAUAAGGAGACUGGCUGACCACUAUGGGGUCUUCAGGGAUCUUUUCCCCAUGGCAUAUUUUCUGCCUCGUAUCCCUCUGCGCAUCGGUUAUGGCCAACAAAUGAGUGGUCAAGUGCAUUAUGGGAAUCAACUAACACCCGCACAAACAGCAUCUGCUCCUGUGGUCAGCUUCAAUGCGGAUGAAGGCUCCCUUUGGACCCUCCUGCUCACCUCCCCUGAUGAACACCUUCUGAAUAAUGAAGCGGAAUACCUGCACUGGCUUGUCGGGAACAUACCAGGUGGAGCGGUAGAGGCUGGAGAAGAACUAUGUGACUAUCUACCUCCUUUUCCCGCAAGAGGAACGGGCUUCCACCGCUACAUUUACGUUCUUUUCCAGCAGGAGGGGCCCAUUCCCUUCCAGGAAGAUUUGAAGCCGUCGCCAUGUCAUUCACUUGCAGACCGUACGUUCAAAACAGUGGAUUUCUACAGAAAGCACCAGGACAGCAUGACACCAGCGGGUCUGGCGUUUUUUCAGUGCCAAUGGGAUGAAUCGGUCACCAGCACCUUUCACGACACCCUCAACAUGAGAGAGCCAGUGUUUGAAUUCAUUCGUCCUCCGGUGUACCAUCCCCCACAAGUGAAAUACCCCCACGGACAACCACUACGUUACCUGGACAGAUACAGAAAUGGAAAGGAGCAAAGCCAUGGCAUAUACUGACGAGCAGAAAUGACAAAUGUACCUGACCGACAAAUAAGAAA
This is a messenger RNA of Syngnathus acus (greater pipefish), 1221 nucleotides long. It is a transcript of the gene mrpl38, whose product is annotated as mitochondrial ribosomal protein L38. Gene Ontology annotation, cellular component: mitochondrial large ribosomal subunit. The transcript has 9 exons. Bases 20 to 1180 code for a protein of 386 amino acids. The record is from RefSeq and is a predicted model, not a curated record. NCBI's taxonomy places the organism in Eukaryota, Metazoa, Chordata, Actinopteri, Syngnathiformes, Syngnathidae.